Molecule: messenger RNA, 316 nt
Organism: Meloidogyne enterolobii
Lineage: Eukaryota; Metazoa; Nematoda; Chromadorea; Rhabditida; Meloidogynidae
Source: the annotation of a GenBank genome assembly
UUCUUUUAAUUUUAUACUAAAAUUUAAGCUAAAAAUGCCUAAUACUUCCUUCAAUUCUUUAUUAUUCCUUUAUUUAAUAAUUCUUGAAUCAUUUCGGAUUUUGAAUUGUUCUCAUUGUCGUGCUACCUGUUCUCCACAUUUUACUUUGCCUUGUUCAUUCGGCGCUUUCGACAAAUGUUUGGUCCAGCAAUGCAAUGAAAUUUGUGCAAAAGAUGGAGGGCGGAAAAUGAUUGGAUGUUACUGUCGCGGAAGUAUUGAAGGGCCAACAAUGCGUGCUUGUUUUUGUAUGGGGCAGAAACGACCAAAAACAUUUUAA